AUGGCAUUGGAUUAUUCUGCUAGGAAAGCCUCAACUACAUGGCAGGAUGCGGUGCAGUCCUUUCUCUCAAGUCUUGGGCCUAACGAACGGGCCGCUUUCCAGGUACCGACAAGUCCGGAUGAUUGCAUGGCUGUUCUCCUAGCGACUCAGCGUCGCAAGAGCAAAUUGACGCGGAUCCUUGAACUAAUGAAGCCUGCGAUCGAGCCGCUCAAAAGAUUCGAGAGCGCGGUCGAUGUCAUCGUUCAGGUUAACGCGGGAAUCGCGUCCCCGAUAUGGGGUCCGCUGAGGAUUGUCAUAACGCUCUCCGCAGACCAUUUUCGUACACUGGAGAGCAUUGCUAUGAUCAUCCAUAGAAUCAUUAGUUCGCUGCAGAGAUUCUCCAAGUAUGAGGAGAUGUUUGAAAAGAAUAGUCUUGUCCAAGACGCAAUAGGGGCACUCUACUGCGAUUAUAUAGACUUCUGCGUUAGGGUUACGAGAUUCUACUCGGCGUCAUCUUUUCGGACCCUCUUCGUCUCCUUCGAUAAGGACUUCCACGAUGUUACCGAGAACAUCCAGCUUCAUAGUCAAAACGUAGACUGGGCGGCCCAUGCUGCGCAUAUAGAAGAGACACAACGGGAGGUGGAGAACGCAAAAGCUGAAAGACGAGCACAUGAAAGAGGUAAUAUCCAGAGAUGGUUGUCGCCGUCGACUGUCGAUGACGACCUCCAAAAACACUUGGAUGAUUGCAUACCUCAGUCAUGCGACGGCUUGUUAGCUUCUCGGCAAUUUCAAUCAUUCAUCUCUUUGAAUAAUGAUAUAAAUAAAUCUCCUAUCCUAGCAUUACAAGGGUUGCCCGGGAGCGGGAAGACUACGGCAGCAGCCUUCAUCAUAGACCAACUAAAGAACGAAGGAUUCAAAGUGUUAUAUUUCUUUUUCAAAGCUAAUGACGUAGAGAAGCGCACAUUGCUGAACUGCCUUCGAACACUGUUAGCUCAACUGAUUCGAUUAGAGGAGCAUCUCUACAACCUUGUCGAGCCGUUCUACCAAGAAAGUGGCCGAGUGGUAGCCGACUCAUUAGCUGAGGUACAGAGAGCUUUAUCAGCUGCACUCCAACGUUCGAAAGCAGCUCAAAUAUUCGUGGUUCUCGAUGCUCUCGAUGAGUCUUCAAAUAGCAUAGAGGUUGCCCAAUGGUUUACCACUCCUAAAGACAGUAGCGACGGGCCACAGCUUCGGAUACUUAUCACAUCUCGCCCGUCGCCAUCCUUUUCAAGGUCCCUUGACUCAUCUUGGACGGUUCUCAGAAUGGGGAGCUUUGAGAACGCGAGCGUCAACUCGUACAUACUCUCCCGAGUUCAGAAAAAUCCAAUCAUCCGCGACACAAAAGUCGGGGCGCUGGUCGCAGACUAUGUCACGACGGCUGCAAGGGGACUUUGGCUUUACGCUCGAUUGAUGAUGGAUGAUAUUGAUAAACUCCCCUCGGUCGGCCAAAUCCAGAAGCAGCUCAGCGUUCUUCCGAAAGGCUUCACCGAGUUAUACACACAGAUAAUUAGGACGACAGAGGCCAACUACAAUGCGAUUGAAUUGAAGUUAGCCCAGCAGCUUCACUUGUGGGUUGAUACCGCAGAUUACCUUCCGGGGUUCUUAGUCUUGAGGGACGAUCGAAUCGGAUACGGGACGUUAGAAUUGAUAUUCCAAUAUGCCAACGGAGAGGUAGUUCAUGACCCAGGUGUACAGGCUAGUCGCGUGUCAGGCCCUCUCAUUGAAGUUUUCAACGACGAAAAUAUAGAGCGAAUAGAUUCGCAGGCCUACGAACUCGACUUCAUUCAUUAUACAGCAGCCCAGUAUCUAAGCGAGAGCAACGAUCUACCGGUAGCGCAGCUACCACUUACUCUACGGCCGCGGCGUCUCCGACAUCUGCACCGCGCUGCCGUCGCGAUUUGGUAUUUCACAGAGUGCAAGCAGUCAGAAGAGAUGCUCCUGAAUCUACGGUGGAGCGAGGGGAGACCUACAAACUCUUUGAUGAGGUACUUCGAAAUGGCAUAUGGACUUUGGAAUGCCCUCCAUCUAGUCGAGUUUCCGGACAUUCAAGACGAUCAAGAGGCGGCCGAGGCGAAGAGUUUACUUCAAAAACUAAUUGAUUUCAUCUCAACGCCAGCAUGUUUACGCUGGGUCGAGUGCGCCAUGAUCAUCAAUUAUAAGGGAAAGUUUCCACAUUUGUUAUGGAAUGCUGCCAAAGGUUGGGAAGCGGGCAAGGAUAACGAAAACCACCAGUUUGCACCAUACCAAGCUUUCUCCAAGUCUCGAGUGCACUUCUUCCAAAACUACGUCCACGUCUUGGCGUUGACGGGCGUAGGAGCGGAGUCUGCCCCUCGUGAGCUUUUAGAUUCUGCGAAAAACGGACCCUUACGGGAUGAAGUCGCACAAGAGAUUUUUCGUCUAGGGGAGCAAUGGCGACGGCUUGCAUUUCCUGGUUAUAGUUAG
Messenger RNA from Daldinia childiae, 2460 nucleotides. RefSeq lists its product as uncharacterized. NCBI's taxonomy places the organism in Eukaryota, Fungi, Ascomycota, Sordariomycetes, Xylariales, Hypoxylaceae. The record is from RefSeq and is a predicted model, not a curated record. Bases 1 to 2460 code for a protein of 819 amino acids. The transcript is spliced from 5 exons.